AAUGCCACCAAACACACCAGAAGAGAAGUGAAGUGGUGGUCCAAUCUGGACCGUCCACCAUUUCUAUUACACAUGCCACUACUUAAGUUUUUCUUGUGACCCGGCUGGUCCACCAGGUUACAAGUUUGACCCAGAAUUUUUUUUUUUUUUUUGGGUCUUUUAACCGAACUGGACUAGUCUUAAGCCCGGUUUCCUAUCACCCUGGUCGGACCAAUAGAUCAAGUCUGAUUUUUAAAACAUUGAUAUAUAUACAUAUCACCACAAAAUAUACAAGAACACGGAACUGUGUUCCUCUAAACAACACAUUAAUCAAACGUUGCAGUUACGCAGGGGUUGGGAAAAAAAAAAAGGACUUCCCUGCUCAAUGAAUGGAAAUAGAAGCUUCUUCUAGAGCUACUCAAAAAAUUCAUCCCAGAAUUUGCAGGAAAAAAAAAACAAAUAAAAGACCUUUAAAUAAUAAGAAGACAGCAACUCAGUCUCAGGACAAACAAAUAGUCAGAUGAUCAAGUAAUUCAGCCUAGACUUUGUUUAAGGCAAAGCCAAAUAUGUCAAACAAAAUACUCCAACUUCAUUAUAUAUAUAAAUAUAGUUCUUGCAUUGUAGAUAAAUCAAAGCAACCAUGAAAACUAUCAUCAACUACAUUCUCUAUGUCCUUGCAUUUUUCUCAUGCACAUUUCUAUCAGCUUCCCAAAAUUUUGAUUUCUUCUACUUUGUUCAACAGUGGCCAGGGUCCUACUGUGACACUCAGCAAUCAUGUUGCUAUCCAUCCACAGGGAAACUGGCAGCAAACUUUGGGAUUCAUGGCCUCUGGCCUAACUUCAAUGAUGGAUCUUACCCUUCAAACUGUGAUCCAAACUCUCCUUUUGAUCCAUCUAAGAUUGCCGACUUGAAUAGUAGGAUGCAAGCAAACUGGCCAUCGCUUGCCUGCCCCAGCAGCAAUGGCAACACCUUCUGGGCACAUGAAUGGGAGAAGCAUGGAACAUGCUCGGAGUCGGUUCUCGAUCAGCAUGACUACUUCCUUGCUGCACUUAACCUGAAGAAACAGUAUAACAUCCUUGAAAUACUACAAAAUGCUGGUAUUGAAGCAAAUGAUGGAAGUUACAGCUUGAGUAGCAUAACUGAAGCAAUCAGUGGAGCAACAGGGUACACACCUGGAGUCGAAUGCAACACUGAUGAAGCUGGGAACAAUCAACUGUACCAAGUUUAUCUAUGUGUAGAUACUUCAGGAUCCAAUAUCAUUGAAUGCCCUGUGCUACCAUCUAGCAAGUGCUCCUCCCAAGUCCAAUUCCCAUCCUUCUAAGUCCUGGUUUCAUGCCUACUGAAUGUUAUCGUAAUUACGUACUUUAUUUGA
Molecule: messenger RNA, 1351 nt
Organism: Dioscorea cayenensis subsp. rotundata (Guinea yam)
Lineage: Eukaryota; Viridiplantae; Streptophyta; Magnoliopsida; Dioscoreales; Dioscoreaceae
Product: extracellular ribonuclease LE-like
Exons: 4
Coding region: 620-1300 (226 amino acids)
Biological process (GO): RNA catabolic process
Cellular component (GO): extracellular region
Molecular function (GO): ribonuclease T2 activity; RNA binding
Source: RefSeq, a predicted model, not a curated record